This is a messenger RNA of Cyprinus carpio (common carp), 2206 nucleotides long. RefSeq names its product protein phosphatase 1 regulatory subunit 12B. The transcript is spliced from 12 exons. The record is from RefSeq and is a predicted model, not a curated record. Gene Ontology annotation, cellular component: cytoplasm. Gene Ontology annotation, molecular function: phosphatase regulator activity; protein kinase binding; enzyme inhibitor activity. NCBI's taxonomy places the organism in Eukaryota, Metazoa, Chordata, Actinopteri, Cypriniformes, Cyprinidae. The coding region runs from base 79 to 957 and encodes 292 amino acids.
CCAUCCCUGUUCUCAUCACAGCUGCAGUCUCUCUCCUCCGCUAACAUCGGCACGAGUCGUGUAGUGUCAGGCCGGACGAUGCAGGACUGUCUGCUCAGGACACGCAUGAUCCCAGUGAGGGAUGAGGAGGCAGAGUCUCAGAGGAAGGCCAAAUCACGGCAGGCCAGACAGACUCGACGAGCUACACAGGGAGUUACCCUCUCAGAGAUGUUGGAGGCAAAGAGAGCCUUCAGCCCGUCAAAUAGAAGAGUCCCCGAGGACACGACAGAAACCAGCCCGGCUCUGAGGGAGGAACAGCUGUCUGACAAACACCCGUGUGAACACCUGGAUAAGCAAGGAAACUGGAAAAGAAGACCAAGAAGCAAACCUGAAAGGUCAUCUUUUAGCCUCUCAUCAUCAGUUAAAGGAGCGUGUGGUUUCACCCCCAGUCUGAGGAGUCGCAGCACCUGCAUUGAGUCUGAGUGCACAGAUGAAAAUGACAACAUCCUUCACGGUUCCUCGGAUGCGUCUCUGACACAGCAGCUGACAGAAGACCGUGAUCUCAGCGCUGAACUCACUCAGCAAGACCGGGCGUCAAGCAGGUCAGACUCUAGUGGUGUGGAGUCUCCGUCAGACAGACUGUCAGCCCGGACCAGCACAUACACACGCAGAGAGAACAGACUCGCCUCUCUGAGCAAAACAGAGGACGACUCGGCCAGCAAGGACUAUAAGAAGCUGUAUGAGGACGCACUGACUGAGAAUGAGAAGCUGAAGUCUCGACUGCAGGACAGCAAACAGGAGCUCACCAAAAUCCGCUCUCAGCUUGACAGAGUCACACAGAAGCAGGACAGAAUAUCAGAGAGAUCCUCUGUAUUUGAAUCAGAGAAAAGGGAAAAAGAAGCUUUGGAGAAGAGGGUUUCAAACAUGGAAGAAGAAUUAAAGCAGACGCCCUCAGUGAGGUUUCGGUACCAGCCCUGAGUUCAUCCUCAGCUGGACUGGGUGAAAGGGGGCAGAUGGUUUUGACAGAACUCAAGUCUGAUAACCAGCGGCUAAAAGAUGAGAAUGGAGCCUUAAUCAGAGUCAUCAGCAAACUUUCCAAAUGAGGACGACCGGUUAAAGAAGAGGAGAAAUACUGAACAGAAAGAGACCAAAUCUGAGAACUUCACACUGACUUCACAUUGACCUGCUCUUGGUGCAGCAGCUACAGGGUUAAAGAGGUUGGCUCACCAAAAAGUUCAAAUUCUGUCAUAAUUUACUCAUGUUGUUACAAACUGGUAUGACUUUCUUUCUUCUCUGGGACAUAAAAGAAUUGUUCAUAUUCAUACAAUGAAAGUCAGUCAUCACCAAAACUGUUGGUUACCAACAUGCUUCAAAACAUCUUCUUUUAUGUUCCAGAGAAGAAAUGGAAAUGUUCCAUUACAUAAAAGGUCAUUUAUCAAGAAAAAACGGUUCUUAAAAUGUUCUUAACACUAAGAAAAUCUUUUAAGAACUGUUCACUUAAAGGUUCUUUGGGGAACCCAAAGUGGUUCUUCUUUGGUGGGGAAACCCCUUUUUGGAAGCAGAUUGCCAAUAGUCUCCCUGUGGAACCAGCACAAACAUUCUCUUAAACCAGCAAAAAAUAGUUUGUGAGGCUGGCCAAGGUUUAUGAUAAAGCUGGCUGACUAGAAGACUCUUGCUUGUCAAGAAGCCUUGUGGGAACACCAGUACAUUACGGAUAAACAGCCAAACCACAGCAUUGGUCACCAACUGUUCUGAUCUUUUCAGCAGGGAAAAGCUGAACAAACUGCCAUUCCUUUAAACGGUAUUUGAUCAUUAAUCAAAUCGAAUUAUUCUGAAGCUGUCAUUUGGUCCAGUAUGAUCUUCAGAAGCUCUGCCAAAACAUUCUAAAAGGAAUGUUCCCACUGAGAGAUGAUGUCAUUCUCCUCAUGUCAACCCAUUUGUCCUGUUUACUUUUACAUUUGUAGUGUUUAUAUAUGACCUGAUGGGCUGAAGAAUGGAUACAUCGAACCAACCGAAUGUUUUAUAUUUAUUUGUGCCUUUUGUUUGUAAUUAAGAGUAACUAUAUGGAUAAAACAGAAACACAUCACGCAUAUGCCAUUUCAGAUGCUUUGUUUUUCAUAGUCCACGGUUUUUAACCUGUAAUCUUGAACCAAUGCUCACAGCACUUUGUUUAUGAUUUUUUGUUAUUUGCCUGAGUAUUAAAAACACACUGUAAAAUACAAAAAAA